Molecule: messenger RNA, 7644 nt
Organism: Morone saxatilis (striped sea-bass)
Lineage: Eukaryota; Metazoa; Chordata; Actinopteri; Moronidae
Gene: itprid2
Product: ITPR interacting domain containing 2
Exons: 22
Coding region: 221-4372 (1383 amino acids)
Molecular function (GO): signaling receptor binding
Source: RefSeq, a predicted model, not a curated record
CUCCCUCCUCUCCCUCCACGCUGCUGGUUUCAGGAAGCGGAAGCAGGAAUGUUGGAGUGUUUUCAGAAAAGUUUGGGCAAGUUUGACAGUUUGGCAGCAGGGACUCGAACUGCGGAGGAACAUGACGGUGUGUUUCCUGUUGCUGAUGUUGCUGUAGAGUUGUCAGUCUUCUCUGUCUGACUGACUGACCCCAAACAGACACACAGACAGACAGGCAGAUAUGGAGAGUGGAGUUCUGGGAAUGGACACCAGCACUGCUCCAGAUCCCAGAGGGCAGUCAGACUGCAACAUAGCUUGUCUGCGGCGUCAGGCCUGGGCCCAGAGCAAAGACUCCAUCUGGCAAAAAUCAGCACCAGAGCACUGUGGCCCCCAGGAGCCCCAACAGAACCAGAGGGAUGGGGAAGCACAGAGACCCUCAGAAGAACCAGGGCAAGUUCCUAACAACAUAACCAGCUGGCUGAUUGAAUGCAGGACUCCCCUCGGAGCCUCUCUAGAUGAUCAGAGUGCUUCUCCCAGCAGAGGAGUGCUGAGGAACGGCUGCAGCUUUGAAGAUGACCUUUCACUGGGAGCUGAAGCCAACCAUCUUCAGUCCAGUAACAAUAAAACUGAAUCCUGUUUUGGUCUGGUGGCGGAUCAGAAGAGGAGUCGGUAUAAAGAGAAAGGAAGAAGUAUGAACUCCACAGGAUCAGGGAAGAGCAGCACCGUGUCCAGUGUGUCAGAGCUGCUGGACCUGUACGAGGAGGACCCUGAGGAAAUUCUCCUAAAUCUUGGUUUUGGGCGAGAAGAACCCGACCUAGCCUCGAAGGUUCCCUCCAGGUUCAUCAACAGCACUUCCUCAGCCCGAGGCAUUGACAUCAAGGUCUACCUGGGAGCUCAGCUGCAGCGCAUGGAACUGGAGAACCCCAACUACGCUCUGACUAGUCGUUUCCGUCAGAUUGAGGUCCUGACUACAGUAGCUAACGAAUUCUUCCAGCUCUACAGUCAGGUCUCUGGUCAGCCUGUCCAACGCAUCAGCCCUAGGGACCAAGGAGGAGAAGGAGGAGAAGGAGGAGAAGGAGGGGGAGAAGAGUCUCCUCAUCCUCCUCCAAAGAGGAGCAACUCAGCUCUGAAUGUUGCCAAACUCCUCAAGAAAACCCUCUCCAAACACAACCUGCAUGCCGCCGCCUCUGAGUCAACUGAGGCACAAACACCUAACCAGCACACACAGUUGAACGGACACGCCCCCUCUGAUCACACAAACACCAACGGUCACGCACACACCGGUCCAGUACAAGACAGCUGCAGUACUGACCCUGACCACCAGGCAGAUACAGUCAACCAGAAACACAACCGCAAGAAAGACAGCUGUUCCCUGGCAACAGUUACAGAGGAAACCAACGGGGAUGGAGAGACAGAUGACAGUCCUGAACAGAGCGGUGCCAGACCAGCAACCAGUGGCGAGAAUCAACCUGAGUCAGCCAAUCAGAGAACAGAGGAGGGAACCCUGACGGUCCAAGAGAAGGAGGAGAAGAACCUGACCUCAACCCCAGAGAAAGCUCCUCCCACCCUGGCCCCCCUCCAGCUUGCCCAGCUUCGCACAGAAAACACAGACUCUUUCGACAUGGAGGAGAUUCAGAGUAACGAUGAUGAGGCUCUGCCGCACAGAACUUCCAGAACCAGCGACCUGUUGAGGACUGUCAGUCAGCAGUCAGACAGCAGUGGCUUUGCUGAGGAGCCCUCUGCCGACUCCAACAGCUACCUGAAGGUGCAAGACAGUAGUGACAGCUGUGACAGCGAGACCACUGUGACAUCACACCCUUCACAAGAUGUGACCACACCCCUAGCGCUGGACCAACCAGCGUUUGAUCUGCCAGAUGGCUCACAGGAAGAGGCGAGGCUGGGAGGUGCUGCUGAGGCUGAUGGGAGGAGUAGUUCAAGGGAAGAAGACGAUCAUAAUGACAGCUCAGAGCAGGUUCCCCAGUACACAGCCCAUCAACUCCCCUUGAACAGACCAAUGGGAACAGAGCAGGAUGAGCUCCAGGAUAAAGAGCGAGUUGGGAGUGGGGAACGGACUGAUCCUGUACCAGACCCGGAGAUUACGCAGAGUAUGUCUGCUGCAGAACAACAUCCACAACACACUCAGAACCAGACUGAGACCACUGCAGACACAGAACAACCAACAGAGGGAGUGGGUCCUGAGGCCCAUGAAGAACAUGCAUUCUUGGAUGAUUCUUGUUCACUUUCUCCUCCUGGUCCACCCUCUCCAGUUCUCAGCGCUCUGAAACGAGCCAAACAGAACCAGCUGAGCCGAACAGGGCAGCAGGUCGACCACCGAGGACGAGGACGAGGACGAGGACGAGGCGGUAUCCCCCUGCAGAGGUCCUCCUCCCUGCCCUCCUCGCUCCUCUCACCCUCUAGGAUCGUGUCCUCUGUCAGAAUCCAGUUUGGCCGAGGACAGUCGUCCUGCACCCAGCCAAGGUACUCUUUCAAAUACACCCAGGAGGCUGAAGAGGACAAGGAAGCGGAAGAGGUGGAGAGGGAGGAGGAGGAGGAGAAGGACGAGGAGGAGGAGGAGGAGGAAGGGCAAAUCAACUGUUUGUCUACUUUGAUAAUAAACCCUUCCUCGUCUGACUGUAAAAACAAACCACUAAGGCUUCCUACAGAAGCUCCCAUCACACCUAAAGCCAUCCCACGCUACCUGAUGAGGUCAUCCUAUUCCCUGCAGAGCUCUAGCCCUCCUCCUGAUUGGCCACCAGCAGGCCCUUCCCACUCCUGGAGCACUCAGAGCGUUCCUGAUCUCUUCUCAAAUCAGCAGCAGCCGAGCCAGUUCCAAAUGAACAUAAACGCCAACCAAAACCAGCAAAGUUGGAAUCCAGGGCCAUCCAUGUUCCCUUAUCCUAACCCUAAUCCUAACCCUGCAGCUCAGUAUGCAAACCCAAACCCAAGCCCCAGUCGUAGUCCCAGCCUUAACCCUACCCCAUACCCCUUCACUCUGAACCCUCAUCCGCAGUACCCCUCCCCUCUCCAGCCAUACGCCAGUCUUCCUAACCUCUUUCACCACCACAACCCCUCCUUGAUGCACCAUGCUAGCCUAACCAGCCUCCACCAUCCGACAACUCCCACAAUUCCCCAGCAAGGCAGCCUCUCCAACUUGCAUCAUCCCCCAACUUCCACUGCUCCUCACCACUCCAGUCUGGGCAACCUGCAUCCGGGAACUCCAGUAAUGCACCACCAGGGCUGCAAUCAUCCAUACACUCAUCAGUCACCUUACCAUGCCACUCCUCACAGCUCGCAGUUUGCCUCACCCUACCUCGGUUACCCUGGGUACAGCAUGAAUCCACACUCGGCAUUCCCCCACCUGGUCCCCCAUUGUCCGCCGUUGGCCCCAGAACACAGCCUGCAUCCGAGGGGCGCUCCUCCUGCCUCGGGCUACUUCCCAGGCGCAGCCUCAACUCUUGGCCCAGGUCACAGCGUCCAACAGGGUCUGUCUCCUCCUGCUCCGUCCAGCACUGAGAUGCAGCUGAGGAAGGUUCUGCAUGAGAUCAGAGGAACGGUUCAGAGUCUUAGCCAGAACCGAGCUGACACACCGGACACGUUCAGUGAGCACAGAGCAGCUCUGCCCAGCCACCAGUCUUUGGCAGAAUUUCAGCAGAAAAGGCGUAGCCUGAACUUGUUCCGCAGUCAGAUGAUGGACCUGGAGCUGUCAAUCAUCCGACAGCAGGCUCUGGUCUACAAACACCUGAGUCCUGCUGACAGGAUGGAGGUGGAACAGCUUCAGUCUCUAAGAUCAGCAGUCAGAGAGGAGCUGCAGGAGCUGGAACAACAGCUGGAAGACAGACUAAUGGAGCUGACACAUCACACACAAUACAGGGGUCUCCAUAGAGACAGCAGUGUUGACACUUUGUCCACCGCCUCUGCACUGAGAGCAAUGGAGCCGGUGUCAGACCUCCUCAGAGAGCAGCUCUUCCUCCAAUCAGAGAUCAGCUAUGAUGGUCACACCCCCUCAACCAACCCCUCCUCUCGAUCCUCUAGUCCAGUCCGAGGAGGAGGAGAAGAUCGGGAGCAGAGACGAGGCGUGUACCGGGCAUCAAUCAACAUAACACCCGUUCCCCCGCCUCGACCCAACACAAACACUGAGGAAGAAGAAGAGGAGGAGGAGAAGGAGGGACAGAGGUACAGGGGGGUAGGAGGAGGAGGAGGAGGAGGAAGAAGAGGAGAAAUACCAGAUGUUGAGGGAGCAGCAGGAGGAGUCAGGGUGGAUAACCUACAGCAGCUCAUCAGAGAGAUUCGAGAGAGCGUGGCGCAGGAGGUGCGACGGGAGAUCUACAGCGAGCUGCUGGCUACUGUGUCACCACGGCGAUCGCCAUUGCCCGCAAGGCAACACCCCCUGUAGCCAUAGCAACAGCAGAGCUUUCACCCUUUCACCUUCAGCCUUAGUAACCACAGCCUGAGCAGAAACACUGUCUGUCUGCAACACUGUAUGCCUGAGUAACACUGUAUGUCUGUAACACUGAUGUUGUAAUGAACACAUCACCUACAUGUGAUAAACCUCGCCAGCCCCACCUGUGGACCGCCCGGCUGUUAACGAGUGCGCUCGUUAGUGAGAGGUGAAGGGCGGAACUUCAGACCGGACGCAGAGCGUGACGAGGAUGUUUACGUGUCUGGUUGGUUCUAGUGUGCCGGUGUGAUGCAUGCUGGGAACGCCAGUCAGGAUGAGCCUGUUCCUGUGAACCAUCAGCAAUGAUGUGCUGUCUUUUCCUCGCGUCUCCUGUUUUCUAACAAAGUCAGGCCUUAAACUACUACCACUACCACUACCACUGCCACUAAUACUCUACUAGUACCACCACUACUAGUGAUCAGGUCAGGACAUUAGCACAAAUUAUGUCCUGAUAAUGAUAAUCAGAAUAAUAAUAAUAAUAAUACGAUCAGUUGCUUUUAACUUAAAACAUAUUUAUCACUGUAACAAACUGUAGAGAAAACAGUCUGUUUAGAACACUGUUGUGAAAAAUCCAUAAAGUUAUCAGGGUUAAAUGUAGUCAAUACAAACUGUAAAGAACUACAAAAGUUAAACAGUUGGUUCACCGAAAUGAGAAAAAAAGACAUAUUUCCUCUCUUACCUCCCUGCACUUUUUUGGUUACAAGUUUUGACAUUUCUGCCUACACCCCAAUACAACAAAGGUUGGGUUAACAUGUUGUGUUAGCAUUAGCAGUAACUUCCAGUUCUGAUAUGGCUGUAGGGGUGAACAGUAAACUGAGGCUCUAAUAUCAAUGACAUCGAAUUAUGCUGGAUUACAUGCUUACAUGCAUCGUUUCCUGUAAAUCCCUUGUGUGUAGGUAGGUCAUUUGACUCCGCCUUUAACAAUGAGCACUGUCAUACAGAGAAGCAAUUACAAGUCAUCACAUUGAAUGGCUAUUGCUGAAAAGUGCUGAUCACAAAUAAUAUCAACAACCGGGUUAAUGAAAAUGUAAAGGUUUCUAACUUUAAAUGUCAUUCUCCUUUUAGACACAACUGAAAUUCCUUUGUCUUCCAUGGUAUUGGGAUGGGCUGGGGGCAGAAAUCUUCUUUCUUCUGCAUGGAGAGAUACAACUGGAGGGGAAAGUAAUUUGGCUUAAUUGAGCCGUUACAUGUUCAGAGAGCAACAGACCAACUUCCCUUACAAUACUGUAAAUGCCUUAAUAAUGUUUGAAUCCGUGCUCUUAUGCCUUAUGAAUGCAUUACAGUCCUUCAUCUUCAAUAAGAUUCUGCUGAGGGGUUAAACUGAGCUUUUACUUCUUAAAGUUACUCAUUCCAUGCACAUUUCACCUUAAUGUAAAAAGUUAAAAGAGGGAUUUCAUGUAUAUGAUUGAGGGAUUACGAUCCUACAGAUGUCAACAUUCCAUCAUCAUUGUCGUCAUCAUCAUCACUGUCAUUGUACUUCUUUUCCUUUUGCCUCCUUCACAGCUUAAUAAGUCAGAUUCAGAUUCUGAAAUGUCUUUGUUUUUCCCUGAUGUGACGCUCCCCUUGCUGGUGAGUUGACCAGACAACUGUGUCAUGGAUGAAAGUCACAACUCCAUCAAAAGAUAUUUAUAACAUAAUUAACUAACAUCAUUUUAAACCGAGGUACUGUGAAAUAGUAUAGCUAAAAGCCCUGGUCCACCUGAGGUUCAUUUACAUAGGUGUUUUUAGUUAUUUUAGCAGAUGAGAAAUCAUCACCAAAAGUAAUUUUAUUAUAUAAGAAUCAGAGCUCUAAAAACCAGAUAUCAGUGUUUGUUAUAUUAUGUAUCAUAUGAGACACCCUGUGUGAAUUGUACUGAAAGCUGGCCUGUAGGACACAGCUUUUUAGAUGCUGUGUGCAGUCACUGCCUGCAGCAGUUAUUAGCCAACAAAUCAACUGCUAAAACCAGAAUGUCCUCAGUUCAUAUUCCUAUUUCUACAGCUGCUCAAUAAACAAGAUACAAGAUAUGUAAAUUAGACAACUUUGGAGUUGUACAGUGGGUUGUUUUCUGUCUUGAUUGAGCUAGGCUAGCAGUUUCCCCUUGUCUCCAGUCUUUGUGCUAAGCUAGGCUAAUCACGUCCUGAAUGAAAGGAUUCCUUUAACACCCAGUCUGUGCUUUGUGUGUGUGCUGGUUGUUACUGAGCAGGUGAUGAGGUUAGGGUGUGAUGUCAUGAGGUACUGUGGAGGUUAGGCUUAGCAGCAGGUUUUCAGUAAGUUGUCAUGGCGACAGUGAUGAUGAUGUGAUGACCGGUCAGAGGGAGGGGAUUAGCCAUUAUGGGUGAGUGGGCAGAGUAGUCCAAACCAUAGCUGUGUUAGCAUGUUAGCUUCAUUAGCAUGUUAGCUUCACACUAUCUGAUGCCAUAAUAUGAAUAUAGAUACUGAUUACUGAGAGUAUUGUUAAUAAAUCAGUAAAUCACUGCUAACAUUUCAGAUGUGAUCAGUCAUCAUGCAACACUUCAGCACAAAUGUCUGAUACACAUGAAUCUGCAACUUGCUGGUUUUAUUGAGAAAAACUGCAAUUUUCCUACUUUGCACAGAAUCCACAGAACUGAUUGUUCACUGAACAAUUAAUUACUAAUCACCGAUUACUGAACAUCAACACAGUGUCUGUGUGGUCUUAGGUUUCCAGAUAUCCAAUCCAUUAUUGAAUACAGAAAAACCCUCGGAGUAGCUGAGGUGAAACAAUUGCUCUGCACCAACCAUUGGUGAGUGUGAUCACCUGUCAAUCAAGACAACCAUGCUCCUAAAUACCUCCUUAUUAUUAUUUCUUUUUUAAAAUUUUCUUCUUGGAACAAGGAUUCUGAAAAUGUCCACACAGACUCACAUUUGAAAGUAUCUACUGAAAGCUGAACCUUUGGAAAAAAAUGUAUUGACUUAGUGUUUUGCAGAUAUUCGUUUUUUGAUUUUUGGGAGCAAUUUAUGGUGAAUGGAUUCUAAGCUUGAAGGUCCAAUUAUGUAUUAAUGAUUCUGAGCCUUUAGCCAGUCUUUAUUCAGCUGAUGGCGCUGGCUCAGGUGUGAAUGCUCUAAAUCAUCACCCAUUAUUAAAUGGACCUUUCACCUUUAGAUUCUGACCAUUUUGAUUUUGUGUUUUUAGGAAACGUUCACUGAUCACAAACUGCUCUGCUGGACCAACGCUCACUGUGUGCUCUGAGGCUCUACAUGCUUUUAUUUUUAUUGAUCGUGUAUUCUU